CUCUCUCUCUCUCUCUCUCCUUUUGCUCCCUACCCAUAUGUUAGUGCUUCCUCUCUCCCCCCCUCCCUCUCUUAGUUUCUCCCUCCUUCCCUCUUCCCUCCUCCAUCCUCCCUCCUCCCUUAUUCUCUCUUAAACCCACACCCUGGUGCAGACCUAGAUGUUUAGACACCAGAAGACACUCACAGCCUUGUCUACCUCCAUCUCUUUCCAUCCCUGCCCUGGAGGAUUAAAGCACACUGCUGUGUGUAACGAAGGCAACAAUGUCUGACAAACCUGACCUGACAGAGAUCGCCUGCUUCGACAAGACCAAACUGAAGAAGACUGAGACGAAAGAGAAGAACCCCCUGCCAACCAAAGAGACCAUUGAACAGGAAAGGAAAGGGGACGCCACACCUUGAUGUGACUUGGUGAAGAAGAGGAGAAGAGAAGAUGCCACCA
Molecule: messenger RNA, 438 nt
Organism: Coregonus clupeaformis (lake whitefish)
Lineage: Eukaryota; Metazoa; Chordata; Actinopteri; Salmoniformes; Salmonidae
Gene: tmsb2
Product: thymosin beta 2
Exons: 3
Coding region: 261-398 (45 amino acids)
Biological process (GO): regulation of cell migration; actin filament organization
Cellular component (GO): cytoplasm
Molecular function (GO): actin monomer binding
Source: RefSeq, a predicted model, not a curated record